Molecule: messenger RNA, 875 nt
Organism: Plutella xylostella (diamondback moth)
Lineage: Eukaryota; Metazoa; Arthropoda; Insecta; Lepidoptera; Plutellidae
Product: phospholipid scramblase 1
Biological process (GO): plasma membrane phospholipid scrambling
Cellular component (GO): plasma membrane
Molecular function (GO): phospholipid scramblase activity
Source: RefSeq, a predicted model, not a curated record
CUGUCAUAAAUAAUAAUACCUUCAAAACAUUAACUUGACCAUAUAUUUAUACCUUACAGGAAGGCCGCAACACAACCAGAAUGCUUCUAAAACCUCACAAAUUUAUCCAACCGCCUCUUCACGUGGCACCUUCCUAACACCGCCACAUCCCGGCAGCACCUAGCCUUCGCCCAGCUAUGAACAUCAUCGGCUUUCGGAAACCAGAGCAAGAUGAACCAGCGUGGAUGAAAUGCCCUCCAGACAACGUGGAGUACCCAGGGCUGGCCUACUUCUGUCAUCUGGACCAACUAACAGUCACGGACCAACCUGACGCCGUCCACGCCAUCAUAACCAAAGACGCUAACUGCUACACCAUCUUCAACUCUUCAGGAGAGAAAGUAUUCGUUGCUGUACAGGAUAAAGACACGUGUCAGUACCAAGUCAAGGUCUUCAACAACUAUGGGAACGAAAUUAUCGAGGUGAAGAGAAAAGUUGCUGUUGCUAUUGAACAGGCACUCAUUUGGGCCCCAAGCGGGACAUUCGUAGCUACAGUUCAGCGGCAGAUAUCAUUGUUCAAAACAUUUUCGGUCAAAGAUGGGGACAGACAAACGGUGUUUAAAGUCACAGCUGAAGGGUUAAGUUACGUGUUUAAUAUCAUACAUGAUGGGGAAGUAAUUGGUGUGAUUAAGGAGACAGCUAGAGCUGAAGAGGAUGAGAGUGAUGAGAAGAUGUUUACGGUGACUUUCCCGAUAGAUAUGGAAGUGCAAUUAAAGGCAGCUUUGCUGGGCACCUGUCUGCUCUUGGGGUAUGUGAAAGGGUGGUGAUUUUUGACAAAUUAAGACGUGGUUUAAUAGUUUCAAGUGAUAAUCAAGGUAAUAAAGUUUCUUUAUAAUUUA